UGCCUUUGCUCAUCAAUGGCAGCGAUGGUUCUAAGGCGUAGAACCCGAGCUCCGAAGCGCUAUUCCAAGGAUGACGACGAUGUUCGCUGCGAGAGAUGCGGGUCUGGUGAUUUUGGAUCGAAGCUUUUGUUGUGCGAUAAGUGCGACAAGGGGUAUCAUCUCUUUUGCCUUAGACCCAUUCUUGUUUCUGUUCCUAAAGGUUCCUGGUUUUGUCCCGUCUGCACCAACAUUAAGACGCCCCAAUUGUUUCCAUUGGUUCAAACCAAAAUUGUUGAUUUCUUCCGGAUUCAAAGGUCGUCCGAUGCAAUAGAAAAUCAAGAAAAAGGGAACAUCAAAAAGAGAAAAAGAGCUUGUAGUUUAGCCUUUUCAAAAAGGAAAAGGAAAUUGUUGGCGUAUAAUCCAACGGAAGACCCAGAAAGGAGGUUGGAACAAAUGGCCUCAUUGGCAACUGCACUGAAAGCUUCUGGAACUGAGUACAGUAAUGAGCUCACCUAUAGGCCCAGCAUGGCUCUAAGGUCAGCUAAUUGUGCAGCUCUUGAGAAGGGAGGAAUGCAGGUUCUGCCCAAAGAAGAUAUAGAGACAUUAAACUUGUGCAAAAGGAUGAUGGAAAAAGGGGAAUGUCCUCCUCUCAUGGUUGUUUUUGAUCCUGUUGAAGGUUUCACUGUACAGGCUGAUAGAUAUAUAAAGGAUUUAACCAUUAUUACAGAAUAUGUUGGAGAUGUGGAUUACUUAAAGAACCGUGAAAAUGAUGAUGGGGAUAGCAUGAUGACCCUCCUUCACGCGUUCAAUCCUUUGAAAAGCCUUGUUAUUUGCCCUGACAAGCGUGGCAACAUUGCCCGCUUUGUUAAUGGCAUCAACAACUUCUCACCGGAUGGGAGGAAGAAGCAAAAUCUAAAAUGCGUGAGGUAUAAUGUGAAUGGGGAGUGUCGAGUUUUGCUGAUUGCUAACAGGGAUAUAAGAAAAGGAGAAAGAUUGUACUAUGAUUACAAUGGAUAUGAACAUGAAUACCCCACAGAACAUUUUGUUUAGCAUUUCCGAUUCUGCCUGAUUAUAGAGGUUCACACAGACUGAUG
This is a messenger RNA of Hibiscus syriacus, 1073 nucleotides long. RefSeq names its product histone-lysine N-methyltransferase ATXR6-like. The transcript has 6 exons. The record is from RefSeq and is a predicted model, not a curated record. NCBI's taxonomy places the organism in Eukaryota, Viridiplantae, Streptophyta, Magnoliopsida, Malvales, Malvaceae. The coding region runs from base 16 to 1029 and encodes 337 amino acids. Gene Ontology annotation, molecular function: protein binding.